Messenger RNA from Perkinsus marinus ATCC 50983, 1839 nucleotides. RefSeq lists its product as hypothetical. The coding region runs from base 1 to 1836 and encodes 611 amino acids. Lineage: Eukaryota; Perkinsozoa; Perkinsida; Perkinsidae. The transcript is spliced from 5 exons. The record is from RefSeq and is a predicted model, not a curated record.
AUGGAUGCUAAACUGCAGCAGCCGCCUACCUUAUUCGAAGUCCUAGGCGUCCCGCCUUCGGCUAAUGAUGCGCGUAUAAGGAGGGCGUAUCUCGACCUGUCCCUGAGGUUUCAUCCUAACUCUACUACUGGAGCUGCGUCUCCCAAAGCUGGUCAAGCUUGUGGAGAAUUCUUCAAGACUAUCAAAAACGCCUACGACAUCCUGUCCGAUCCUGCUCUACACUCCUGCUAUCUCGAAAACAUGCGCUUCGGUUCGAGCGCCGCUCUUGUGGCUGUAGAGCGACUGCGACAAGGUCGUGCUGUUAACAGAAGAGCGGAUACGCUUCAACUCUAUGCUGACGCACUCAAUUUAUUUCCCAAUCUCAGCAAGAACUCCGACCCGCCUACUGGGGAGUCACUACCUGGCAACCUGGAAGUGGAUUCUCGUCCUUCUAACUCCAUGCGAGGAUCUUAUGCCCAUCCGUAUGCUCGAGCUCGACCUUCUCCCGGAAGCUCAUCAUUUAACUUAUUGCCGCAAUACCCGUUAGGGACGCAACAAGCUGCUUCAAACCAAGCACCUCAUAAGCCUAUUCAAGGAGAGCUCCUGCUGGGUGUCACAUUGUCUACUACCGGGUUCUAUGUUUAUGUAUAUCUGGGGCCUGGUCAAUUCGUACGAGGUCCUGAUCGCCCUACCCUGUUGUUGGCUGUGAAUGAUGGUGCAAGGCUUGUUAAAGGUAUGGAGAGCCAUAAGAUCUACGAGGUGCUCGCUGCUCUCUUGGAAGAGGCCCGACAACCAUGGAGUGUCCAAACUCAAGGUUCUCCCUCGAUGCUUCCGUUGGGCCGGGUCAUGCCCAGUAAUUUCCGAGAAGGCGAAGCGUUGUCCAGGCACCUUCAGAAUGGCAUUCCUCAAAGAGAGUCUCCUUUGAACGUAGCCACAUCGGAGCCGAACCGGGAAGCAUGGAAUCAGGCUGCGAUGAAUGCUGGUCGACCUAUGGUGUAUCCAUCUCCAGGAGGGAUGAGUAUUACUCACAAUAUGGCUUAUGGACAGCGAAUGGCGAGCAACACUGGUGUCUCGUCGUCAUCAUCAUCACCAUACGGUGUUAAUGGUGAUUCCGUAUCAAUUGCAAGAGUACCUGCAUCAUGGGAGUCAUUAAGCGUGAAGGAGCUCAUCGAAAUUCAUGGGAAGGAGGUAUGGGAAUUCUUCCCGCUGGAAGCUCGACGGAAAUUCUUCAAUUUUGCUAUGAGGUUCUACAUCCCUAGAGAGCAACCACAUGCAGCACAGUUACGCUCUCCUCCUGAAUUCCGAGGAUUGUCCCAUCACGUCUUUGACGCUUACGUAGUUAUGUUCUUCCGUUAUCUCAAGACUAUCAAUGACAUUGAAACAAGUAUCGCUAGAAGUGAGGGCAACCAUGGGAGAUUCCCUUCACAUUUUCCUGAUGGUGCCGCUAUUGACGAUUAUCUGGUGGGUGAAGGCAUGAACUUCAUGCGCCGAUAUGGUCAACUGUAUCUAAUAAGACUCACUAUCGAAAGGCUAAGUACAAGUGAUCCGGUAUAUUUAGCAGGAGUAUCUCAAAGAAUAGUAGCUCAAACUCGUCGUCCUCCGCCUAUGUGGAAGGAGGAUCCCACAUGGGCUUGGUCGGAAGCUGAUGACUUGAAGUUGCUCUAUUCGCUUGAAGAAAAUGGCCUUGGUGAGCUCGUCGAGAGCGCGGCUCUGGUGGCAGGAGAUGCCCUACGCUGGCCCUCGUCUAGUAUCGCAAAUCCGAAAUUUCAAUCAUUUAUUUACGCUCGACUGCAGUGGUUGAUGAACGGCUUAGUUAGUAUCAGUAGAAUAUCUGGAGGAGUGGUAAAUCAUACGUAAAAU